AUGGAGCCAUCCGUCACAAAGCCCCACGCUCUGUGCAUACCCCUUCCGGCACAGGGCCACAUAAACCCCAUGCUAAAACUGGCCAAGCUUCUUCAUCACAAAGGCUUCCACAUCACUUUCGUUCAUACCGAGUUCAAUCACCAGAGGUUAGAGGAGUCCUUAGGAGAGGGUGCUCUUCGAGGCUUGGAUGAUUUCAGGUUCGAGGUCAUCUCCGACGGAUUGCCGCCCUCGAACCCGAGAGGCAUACUCGACCUCCCUUCUCUAUGCUUGACAUUGCCAGUAGAUGGAUUACGUUCGUUCCGCGAGCUCGUCAUGAAGCUCAUGAAUUCCGAUGCCCCUCCUCUCACGUGCAUAGUUUCAGAUGGCGUGAUGAGCUUCACCUUGAAAGUCGCUCGAGAAUUAGGCGUUCCGGAAGUGAUGUUCUUCACUCCCAGCGGUUGCGGCAUGUUGGGGUACCUCCACUUUGAAGAGCUGGUGGAUAGAGGCCUAUUCCUUUGA
Eucalyptus grandis is the source of this 498-nucleotide messenger RNA. Its product is annotated as 7-deoxyloganetin glucosyltransferase-like. NCBI's taxonomy places the organism in Eukaryota, Viridiplantae, Streptophyta, Magnoliopsida, Myrtales, Myrtaceae. The record is from RefSeq and is a predicted model, not a curated record. The coding region runs from base 1 to 498 and encodes 165 amino acids. The transcript has a single exon.